UACGUGCAAUAGUUUUAUGUCAUGUCGACCGGCACAUGCGCGGUUCGCUGGAGCAAACGGACUCAGACGCCGUGGUCGACAAACGUACACCAGAUACCAGACCCUUGAGCUGGAAAAAGAGUUCCACACCAACCAUUACCUGACACGCCGACGGCGGAUAGAGAUGGCGCAUGCGCUGUGUCUCACCGAAAGACAGAUAAAGAUAUGGUUCCAAAACAGGCGAAUGAAGCUGAAAAAAGAGAUACAGGCCAUCAAAGAGCUUAAUGAGCAGGAGAAACAAGCGCAAGCGCAGAAGGCCGCCGUGCUGGCAGCCGCUCAGGCCGCUGGUGAUCGCUAAAAGAAAAAACGGAUAACACUUUUUUUUUAAACUACCCCCGACCUAUUAUAUACGAGUUAUCAUUAAUUUUCCUUAUCGUUUUAUUAUUUU
This is a messenger RNA of Melanaphis sacchari, 427 nucleotides long. Its product is annotated as homeobox protein abdominal-A homolog. The record is from RefSeq and is a predicted model, not a curated record. Gene Ontology annotation, biological process: anterior/posterior pattern specification; negative regulation of transcription by RNA polymerase II. Gene Ontology annotation, molecular function: RNA polymerase II cis-regulatory region sequence-specific DNA binding; DNA-binding transcription factor activity, RNA polymerase II-specific. Lineage: Eukaryota; Metazoa; Arthropoda; Insecta; Hemiptera; Aphididae. The transcript has 2 exons. Gene Ontology annotation, cellular component: nucleus. The coding region runs from base 17 to 337 and encodes 106 amino acids.